Messenger RNA from Uloborus diversus, 2771 nucleotides. It is a transcript of the gene tei, whose product is annotated as muscle M-line assembly protein unc-89-like. The record is from RefSeq and is a predicted model, not a curated record. NCBI's taxonomy places the organism in Eukaryota, Metazoa, Arthropoda, Arachnida, Araneae, Uloboridae. Gene Ontology annotation, molecular function: cell adhesion molecule binding. The coding region runs from base 734 to 2248 and encodes 504 amino acids. Gene Ontology annotation, biological process: cell-cell adhesion. Gene Ontology annotation, cellular component: cell-cell junction. The transcript is spliced from 10 exons.
UUCGUUCCAUUCUAGUGUACCCGAAUAAACGGAGUGAGAAGAGAGCGUGUAUUGUGUUUUCCAAUCGUUCGAGCGCUGUUUUUAUGGAGGAUUUUCCAAUGCGUUCGUUGCUGUUGUUGUUUGUCAUUCUAUUCUGCAUCUAAUUAUUAACUACUCUCGGAUUCAAACUUUUAUGUAACUCGAAAUUAAAAAAUAUAUGCUUCCAAAUAAAAGAUAAAACAUUACAAAUAAAAAUGAAUGUAGACAUGGCUCAAAAUUGCGACUAAGUAGAAUUUUAAAACAACAUCUGGGAUUUCCGUCAUAUAACUCAAAAACAGGCGAAAUUAAAUGAAGGAAAAAUAAAAGUUUUUGCGUCGGAAAGCGAGAAAAAGUGUUUUUAGUGAAUCAGUAAUUUUGCAUUUGUAUUUGUUGUUAAUUUAUUGCUAAAACUAAACAAGAAUUUGAAACAGAAUGAGAAGAAUUGUAAUUUUUUAAUACCUUUUUGCCCAAAAUGACAUUGUGAAGCUGUUACAGUGGAUGAUCAUCGAGAAAAACUACGGAUAUCUUCUGUUCGAUUUCAUUUUUUCUCGUUUUAUAAUAGGGAGUUUCACAACAGGGAUAAUAUAAAACAGGAAUACAUAUCUCCAUACUAUCAAGAAUUUUCAAGCGAAACUAUUAGUUUGUGCUCUAAAAUAUUCUUGUGCUAAUCAUGUGUGACGGGUGAAGGAAAAUUAUUCGUUCGUAAGCGGUGGCAAUGUUGCCAAAAGAAUUGCUUCUUCUGGGACGACUGAUCAUUGUUAUGGGAUGUUUCCAUCAAGCGACUACUUUGGGUCCGGCUCCGGAGAAGACGGUCCGUGUGGGCGAGAGCGUCAGCAUCCCGUGUCCGCUCUCGACGCCCGGCGGCUCCGUCCAGUGGCUGCAGAACGGACAGCCGAUCGUCCUGGAUCCGAGCGCCUCAAAGCGACGCCACUGGAACAUCCACCCGGACGGAACGGCCGCACUGACGAUCGGAGACGCACGGAGGUCGGACGCCGGGCGAUGGGAGUGUCGGGAGCUGGCUGCGGACGGGACGGUCAGGAGCAUGGUCAAGGUGCUCGACCUCGUCGUUGGCAGUCUUUCCUCUUCAGGAUCCCCGACUGAUCCCUACCUGGAGCUUGAAGGCCGGAAGUUAGUGCAUCAGGCUACUGUGACUGUCCGGGAGCCUCAGAAGCUGUCCAUCCACUGCGUAGUUUCUGGAGCAAUUCCACCGGUUAGGAGGAUACAUUGGUCCAUAGGGGAAGCCAAUCUUACUUCGGUGAGUGAACUGUUCGUCGAAUUCUCAGCUGAAGACGACGCAUACACUAGUCGAAGCGUACUGGCUCUCAAUAUCACCCGAAGGGUUCAUGGCAAAGAGCUAGUGUGUAAAGUACAUCAUGUAACGUGGCUUCAAGCAGCCGCUGUCAGCGCAGCACUCAAUGUUUUGUAUGACCCUUCUUUUUCCAUUUCACGGGAGCCGGGUUUCGGCUUCCCCCUUGUGGAAGGCAUGAGAGUGUCUUUGCGGUGCGAAGUGGACGCCAACCCUCAGAGCGAGCCCGUGUGGGUGAAGGAUGAUGGCCCACUAACAGUCCAGCAGGACAAGUUGGGCUUUCUCAAUUUCUCUGCCAUCGGACACCAGCACGCCGGAUGGUAUAGGUGUACGACGCACCACGAAUUCGGCUUUUUUGCCUCCUUUGGUUACUUCCUUAACGUCCGAACCGCCGAAUUACCCGUAUCUACGGCUUCAGGAGCUAAUAUACCAGCUGGCCUGGGACAAUCUGUAAAUUUAGGAUGCAUUUCUGAUGGUCGCCCAGAGGUGACAGCUGUAAACAAAUCCCUUAUGACGAUUGCCGGAAAAUCUGCGCUCUUAGCAGGACAACUUUGUUCCACACCACGCCCAAUGAGAGUGCUAUGGAUUUUGCGCCACCUGGUGCUUAAUCCGGGUGAUAUACGACAUCCUUAUAUAGCUUACAAUCUCACAGAGACGGAGAUUCCGGACUGCUGGAUGGCUGGUCUGGAGCUGCGUCGAGUCCAAAUUGAGGACUCCGGAGAGGUUCUUCUGAUAGUGAAGAACGCGCAUGGCAUCGCUGAUGCACAUUUCCUCCUCAACAUCACAAGAGCCUCUUCCUACUCUUCCAACUCCUCAUCCUCACCUCUGGCGACGUCAGGCUGGUUCGGCUGGCAUCUUGUGGCCUUCCUGUCUCCCGCGUGCCUUGUGUGGCUCACAAAUAAAAUUCAACUGGAUGGCAGCUGACCCGCACUGCAGGGCUAAGAACUGGAAAUCGCACCCAUGUGUAAAGCUGUAAUAAUUCCAAGAGUUUUCUGACUUGGAUUCUACCACAAUUAAAUUUAGUGCAAUUCACCAUCUGUAAAGAAUGUAUUUCGAAACUUAGAUUCUUUAUUGUUUUUAUAAGUUUCAUUUACUCUGCGACGAUCAAUCGUAUACUCCUAACUCAAGCAUUACAGUUACAGUGAAAUCGUUUCGAUCUAAAAGUGCCGAAGAACAAGAGCGGUUCAGCAAUGCUUCGAAUUGCACAGACAGUUUUAAAACGUUGUGAUUUUGAAAUAAUCUUUCUAAGUUGUAUAAAGUUUUUGGAACAACACUUUGAAGCCCAGUGUGUGUGCCAAUCCUGAACCUUUUUAUAUUGAUAAAGACUGGUGAAAUGAUGUCACAACUGUUUAGACUUUUCAUGUAAAAAACGAACAAUUGGAAGUUGUAUGUUUAAAGUUACAUCAGUCUUGUCGAAAACCCAUGAUGAAGCUGUGACAUAUGAUUA